Messenger RNA from Trichoderma gamsii, 1131 nucleotides. RefSeq lists its product as hypothetical. Gene Ontology annotation, molecular function: oxidoreductase activity. The record is from RefSeq and is a predicted model, not a curated record. Gene Ontology annotation, cellular component: mitochondrion. Bases 1 to 1131 code for a protein of 376 amino acids. Lineage: Eukaryota; Fungi; Ascomycota; Sordariomycetes; Hypocreales; Hypocreaceae. The transcript has a single exon.
AUGGCUUCAGAAUCGUCUCUUCCUCCCACGCACCGCGCUCUUGUAGUGCGCUCAACUGACUCUCCAUUAAAAGUCGAACAGCUCGAAACUCCAAAAGCAACUUCAGGAAAUGCCAUUGUUCGGGUGCUCGCGGCCAACGUCCUCUCCUACGGCCGCGAAAUUCUCGACGGCACUCGACCCUACCCUUACCCAAAGCCAUAUACUCCCGGCGGAAGUGCAAUUGGAAGGAUUGCUGCCGUAGGACCAGAUUCUACCGUUUUUGCACCAGGUCAACUUGUCCUUGUGGAUGUCAUGAUUCGCGCCCGGGACGAUACAUCGACCAGUUACCUGAUUGGUAUACACAAUGGAUUCUCAGCUGGCUCUGUCAAACUCGCUACUGAUGAGUGGCGAGAUGCGACUUAUGCCGAGUAUCAGAAAGUUCCUCUAGAGAACUGCUAUGCGUUAGAUGAGGCCCGUCUUCUUGGAGAUCCUGCCAACGGUGGCUUGGGCUACUCCAUCGACGAUCUCGUAUACAUCCAUCGCCUACUUGUUCCAUUUGGAGGAUUCAGGGAUGUUGAUCUCAAGGUAGGAGAGACAAUUCUCAUCGGCCCAGCAACUGGGCCCUAUGGCACCGCGGCAGUGAGCCUGGCUCUCGCAUUAGGCGCCAAUGUGGUUGCAAUGGGGAGAAACGACCAAGUGCUGGAGAAGCUUGCCGCCUCCAGCAACAAGGUCAAGACGGUUCAGAUCACCGGAGACGUUGAGAAGGACACCGCAACCAUUAAGAAACACGGCCCAAUUGACGUCUUUUUCGACAUUUCGCCGCCAAUGGCUGCCUCUUCGACGCACAUCAAGAGUGGCAUCUUGUCCCUUGCUCACUCCGGCCGAGUGAGUCUAAUGGGCGGUAUUGCGGGCGAUAUUGCCAUUCCUUACGGAGUAAUCAUGUUUAACGACUUGAAGCUUCACGGCAAAUUCAUGUACGAGAGAAGGGAUAUCAGAAUGCUGAUCAAGAUGGUGGAAUCGGGCGUCAUGGGGUUGGGAGAAGAGAUUGGAGCUCGUGUCGAAGGCAAGUUUGGCCUUGAGGAGUGGGAUCAGGCUUUUACGGCUGCAAAGGAGAAUGCUGGGCCGGGCCAAUAUGUUGUCAUUGCCCCCUGA